Molecule: messenger RNA, 3213 nt
Organism: Linum trigynum
Lineage: Eukaryota; Viridiplantae; Streptophyta; Magnoliopsida; Malpighiales; Linaceae
Source: the annotation of a GenBank genome assembly
AUGGCGUCUUCCGCUCUCGCUCCUCCUACUCCUCGUUCAGGGGGCAGUUGUGAAAUCCAGAGCAUGCGGAGCAGUGCCGCUUUUGGGACUUCCUGUGGAGGGGAUUUUGAUGUGCCAACUUCCCAUUUAUAUGCACAAUACAAGAAGAGAAGAAUCUCCCCUGACAAGGAAUUGAGAGAGGCAGAACCUUUAUUGCCCAUUUUAACCGCACCAGAUUACUACAUGAAGCCUUGUUUGGCUGAUUUGGCCGCUAGGGAAAUUUCAGAUCCUGGUUAUUGCAGUCGAGUUCCGGAUUUCACGGUUGGGAGGUUUGGUUAUGGUUGUGUCAAGUUUCUGGGGCAGACUGAUGUUAGGUUGUUGGAAGUUGAUCACAUUGUGAAGUUGUACAGGCAUGAAAUUGUUGUAUAUGGGGAUGAAAGUGUUAAGCCUGCAGUUGGUCAGGGGCUCAACAAGCCUGCUGAAGUAACUCUGAAUUUGAAAGUAAGACCGUUACACCCAAAUAAGGAACAGCUUCAAGAUCUUGUGGAGAAAUUGAGAAAGAGCAUGGAGAGGCAAGGAGCCCGCUUCAUUUCAUUUGACCCCAGGAAUGGUGACUGGAGGUUUUCGGUCCAACAUUUUAGUCGUUUUGGACUGACCGAAGAUGAUGAAGAAGACAUCACAAUGGAUGAUGUUGAGGAAGUUAAUGAUCCUUCCAGGGUGACUAAAGAUGCAGAGAUUCUUGAGGAAAAUGGGGAAGCCGAAGAGGAAAUUGAGCCUACAGGGCCUAUGCUUUAUCACUCUCUUCCAGCGCAUCUUGGCCUUGACCCUAGAAAGAUGAAAGAGAUGAAGAUGUUGAUGUUUCCAUCUGAGGAUGAGGAUGGGGUUGAAGAUUUGAAUGAUCUCUCUUAUCCCAAGAUGUCCAGAAGUAAAGAGCACAUGAAGCGUUCUUUGCUGAAUGCCUCGGAGAGGAUGACUCACAGAUCUAGUCCGCAUGCAGUGAGGAAAACACCAUUGGCUUUGCUCGAGUACAAUCCUGCUGGUAUUGACUCUACUUCUCCUGGAAAUAUAUUGAUGGCCCAACAAAAGAUGGCAUUGCCUUUAACCCCAAUUAUAGGGGAUGGCUUCAAGCUCAAAUUGGAUCGCCAGACACCAGUAACUGGAAGCCAUUCUCGCAACAUAGUUGAUGCUGGGUUAUUCAUGAGCAAAUCAUUCCGUGUCGGAUGGGGUCCAAAUGGUGUUCUUCUUCAUUCUGGUGCUCCUGUAAGUAGUGGCAGCUCUGAAAGAUGGUUAUCUUCUGUCAUAAAUGUCGAGAAAGUUAGCAUUGACAAAGUGGUUAGCAAUGAAAAUGAUAAAACCAGAAAGGAACUUGUUGACUGUGCUUUUGAUGCCCCUUUCAACCUCCACAAAUCGUUAAAUCGUGACAUCAAACAAUUUCAUGUAGGUUCAUUUACACUGAAACUUCAGAAGGUGAUUACUAAUCGGCUGGCUCUUGCUGAAAUUUGUCGGAAUUAUAUAGAUAUAAUUGAGAGACAGCUGGAGGUUCCUGGAUUGUCUUCAUCCUCACGUCUGGUUUUGAUGCACCAAGUCCUGAUCUGGGAAUUGGUGAAAGUUCUUUUCUCUGUAAGGGAAAAUGUUGGGGGACCAAAUUCCUUAGGUGCUGACAAUGAGGAAGACAUGAUGCCAGAUGUUAAAGAAGGGUCUCCAGAAAUUGACGAGGAAUCACUUCCUCUUAUUAGGAGAGCAGAGUUCAGUUGUUGGUUGCAAGAAAGUGUAUGCCAUCGUGUUCAAGAGGAUCUGAGCUCUUUGGAUGAAUCCAGUUAUCUCGAACAAAUCUUCAUACUCCUUACUGGGAGGCAGCUGGAUGCAGCGGUCGAAAUGGCUGUUUCUAGAGGAGAUGUCAGAUUGGCGUGUUUGCUUAGUCAGGCUGGUGGAUCAACUGUUAAUCGUGCUGAUGUUGCACGACAACUUGAUCUUUGGAGGGCCAAUGGACUAGAUUUCAAUUUUGUUGAGAAAGAGAGGACAAGGAUCUAUGAGUUGCUUUCUGGUAAUAUUCACAAUGCUUUGCAGGGUGUUCAAAUUGACUGGAAAAGAUUCUUAGGGUUGCUGAUGUGGUAUCGUCUGUCGCCUGAGACACCAUUGCCUGAUCUUUUCAAAAAUUAUGAACUCCUCCUCGAUGAAGGUAAAGCUCCAUAUCCUCUUCCAAUUUAUGUAGAUGAAGGACCAGUUGAGGAGGAAAUGGGUGAUACAGAAAAGAACUUUGAUCUCACAUACUAUCUCAUGCUUCUUCAUGCCAACGGGGAGGGUAAAUUUGGCGCUCUGAAGACCAUGUUCACUACUUCAUCUUCAACAUAUGAUCCACUAGACUACCAUAUGAUUUGGCAUCAAAGAGCAGUGCUGGAGGCAGCUGGUGUCUUUACUUCUAAUGAUCUACAAGUGCUUGACAUGGGAAUUGUUUCCCAGUUAUUGUGCACUGGACAAUGUCAUUGGGCGAUUUAUGUGGUGCUUCACAUGCCACAAUGUGAUGAUUAUCCUUAUCUACAUGCUACUGUAAUUCGGGAAAUUUUGUUUCAGUAUUGUGAAACUUGGAGUUCAGACGAAUCACAAUACCAAUUCAUUCAGAAUCUUGAAAUUCCAUCGGAGUGGCUGCAUGAAGCUAUGGCAGUAUAUUUCAAUUACCAUGGGGAUCUGUCAAAGGCCCUUGAGCACUUCCUUGAAUGUGCACACUGGCAGAAGGCUCACUCUAUUUUUACAACUUCAGUCGCUCAUACACUGUUUUUGUCUGGCAAGCAUUCAGAAGUUUGGAGACUUGCUACUCAAAUGGAGGAACACAAAUCUGAAAUUGAAAACUGGGAGCUGGGAGCUGGAAUCUAUAUUUCCUUCUUACAGCUUAAAAGUUCAUUUCAAGAGGAUAACAAUACCAUGAACGAAAAGGAUCCUCUUGAGAGCAAGAAUUCUGAAUGCAGGGGAUUCCUUAGUCAGCUUAAUGAAUCUUUAGAGACUUUGGGCAACAGAUUGCCAACCGAUGCAAGGAUUGCAUACUCAAAGAUGGCCGAGGAGAUAUCCGAGUUGCUGCUCUCGAUAAGUAGUUGGGGAGAAUCACGGGAUGCCCAGUUGAGCUGCUUUGAGACAGUUCUUACGGCUCCCGUCCCUGAAGCUCUUUGUUCAAACCAUCUGCAAGAUGCUGUCUCGCUCUUUACAUGUUAUCUCUCGGAGAUGGCCACUCAAUCCGUCUAG